AUGAUGAAUUUACAACAACAACAACCACCACCACCAAAAUCAUCAUCAUUUCAUCAACCAUUACAACAAUUAGAUACAAAUCAAUUAUCAUCACCAGUUUCAAUUAAGCGAAUUUUAGAAAAUUCUUCAACUAUAAAAUUGUCAAGAAUAUUACAAUCCAUACCAAAUUUUUCAUUCUUUGAUGAGCUAAUUAAUUUCCCAAUUCCAAGUGAUGAAAAUAAAGAAUCAAUUAAAUUAUCAAAUCAUGAUUUAUAUAAAAUUAGUAAAAUUUUAGAUGAUAUUGAUUUAUACUUGAAUGAUAUUAGAAUUGUAUUUAACAAUAUCAAAAAAGUUUCAAAAAAUAUAAAUAAUUUGUUAGAUUGGUAUUUUGAAGGUAAAAAUAAUUUAUUAGAAUUAUUAAGAAACUUGGAUAAUAUUGACUCAAUCAUUUCUCAACUAUUGUUAAUUAUUGAAAAUUGUAAUAAUCAGCAACAAAUUCAAUUUAAUCCCAAUUUAAUAAAGAAAUUUGAAAAUUUAAAUGAUUUAUUAUUUGAGAUUAAAAAAUCACUGAUUUUAUUAAAGAAAAACCUUGAUAUUUCAAUAAAUUAUAAAGAAUUGAUUGAAAAUAUAAUUAUUCAUUUGAUUUAUGAAAUUGAAGAUUGUAUCAAGAAUAUUGUAAAAUUAAAAGAAUUCAAAAUUUCAAGUCCAAAACGUAUAUUACCAAAAUUUAACCUUGUUGAAAUUAUAACAAAGAUGAGAAUAAAUGAUUUUAGUACCAAUAUAAAUUUUAAUUCAAUUAAAUUGCCUACAUUUAAUGAUUUAGAUGAAAAAUUAUAUAAUGAUUAUUUAAAAAUUGAAUCAAAAAUUGAUCCAUUAAAAAUUUCAGUAAAUGUUGUUCCUUUAAAAAUUGAUGAAUUUAAUAAUUUAUGUUUGGGUAAUUUGUUUAAAUCUUCAAGAGAAUAUAUUUUAAAUAAUUAUGAAAUAUUAUUAGAUAAAUGGAAUUUAUUGCAAAAGGAAAUGAAUGUAUUAAAGGUGGAAAAUAUAGAUAUUAAAUGGAAUGAAGUUUUUAAUUAUUUGAUAAAUCAAAUUGAAAUUGAAUGUGAUAAUUUAAUUGAUCUUACAUGUAAUUUACAAGAUAUUACUGAUGAAGUUGCAUCCAAGUAUAAAUUAUGUUCAAAUUCAAUUACGUUGAUUCAAAAGGCGAAUAAAGAAAAGACAAUUACUGAUUAUAGUAUAAUUUCAGGUUUUAAUACAAAAUUAUUACCAAAAUGGCAACAAGUUAAUGAUUUAGUUGUAAAUAAUAAAAAUUUAAGUAAAUUAAAAUCAAAAAGUGAUAUUGUAUCCGUUCCACCUUCAACUAAAUCAUCAGAAAUUAAUGAUGAACAAAUUUCUGGAUUAAGACCAUUUCAAACUAAAUCAAGAGGUUCUUCUUCAAAUUAUGACAAACCACCAACUAGUAAUGGGUAUGGAAUUGAUUUAAAUAUUGAUGUAAAUUCAACUACAUUACCAUUAAGUAUUCAAAAAAGAGAUCGUAUCAAAAAUUUACAACAACAAGAUAUUCAGCCUUCAAAUAGAAAGAAUUUAAGAAAUUCAUUGAUUUCCGUAUUUGAAUAUUUUAGUUUCCAAAGUGAAGAAGAAGAAGAUGCAACACUAGUUAAAUCAGAUACAAAAAAUGUUAACAAUAAUAAUAGACUUAUUUCAUUUAAUUAUUCAAGUUAUUUUAAUAUUAUAAUUAAUUCAAGUGUUAGAUUUAAAUCAAAAUUACCUCGAAUUAUGCCCAAUUAUAUUAAAUUAGGUUAUCCAAUAAUUUUAAAAGUUACAUCUACGAAUUCAAAAAUCCCAGAAAUUAAUCCUACUCAUCCUGUUUUCAAUUCACCUUAUAAAAAAAAUGAACAUUUUAAAAUCAAGAGUUUAAAUUCAUCACCAUUAAAGAAUAAAAAAGAAAUUAAAUCAAGAUCAAGUUCAUCUUCAAUUGCAACUGUUAUUGGAAGACCUAAUUCUUUAUUAAAUGAAAUGAAAAUACCAAAUUUAACUUACUCCAGGAGAUUAAGUUAUAAUUCUUCAAGUCCUGAACGUCCAUUAUCUUCAUUAGGUUCAAGAUUUGAUGAUGAAAAUUUAAUUCAAAAUUGUAAAAAUUUUUCAAAACCAAUUUGGAACUAG
This is a messenger RNA of Insectozyma verbasci, 2139 nucleotides long. The record is from the annotation of a GenBank genome assembly. Lineage: Eukaryota; Fungi; Ascomycota; Pichiomycetes; Serinales; Debaryomycetaceae.